AUGGCGGAUGAAGUCGGGGCUGAAGUCAACACGUCCUCCUUCAGCGUCGUGGACCGGAGUUUUGGAGGAAUGGGCUUCGUCGGGCUGCAGUUGGGUCUCACGCUGCUGGUGUGGGCGUCUUCGGGCCUCAUCGCAGUCACCAUCCUGCGCAGUGUCUCGCUCAGCUCCCAGUACUUCUUCUGGUACCUCCUCAACUUCGUCGCUAAUAUUAUUUUGUUCAGACUGGCUUACCUCGUGUUGGCGAUAUGGCUGCUGAGGAAGUUCGCAGGCACGGGGACUUCCUUCGUGUCUAGUCCCGACGUCUGCUUCUAUAGCCUCAUGAUGGGGAGCUUCUACAGGGUGGUUAUGCACAUGUCGGUCCUCAUGAUCGCCCUGGAGCGCUACAUCACGAUCCUCAAGCCCCUAACCCACUGCUACAUCCUCACCGACAGGAGGAUCAAGUACUCUAUCGCUUCCACGUGGCUUAUCGCUUCGUGCUACAUCGUGGGCUUCGCCGUCCACAGGUACGUGUACGACGCCCCGGAGGUCAUCGUGGGCUGCAACGUAGAGACCUUCCACGUGUGGAGAAUCUACGUGUCGCAUAUGUCUGUCUGCACCCUGGUCUUCCUGUCAGUCCUCGUCAUGUACGGGCACCUCCACGUCAUCGGCAGGAAGCACCUGAGGAUCAUUGAGGCCGAGAGGAGGAUGUUCAGCCUCACUCGCUACCAGCGGAGUCUCAAGCGCUCGAGGGUCGCCUUCAUGAUCACCCUCCAGAUCUUCUGCGUCGAAGUACCAGUCUUCAUCUUCGGCAUUAUGUCCCUCACGCACGCGGAGCAGCUGUAUGCGAGAAUCGCCUUUCUGCUCGUCUCUCUGGGCCAGAUCUCGCAACCCGCCUUUUAUGCUCUAUUUUCCUCCGAGUUCAGGAAAGCGCUCAAGAAGCUGAUCAAGCAGGCAGCGGUUCAGCCUUUAGAUGACCUUGACAUUGGCGUCGGGAUGUUCCGAAGGGACCCGCGCCAGGAGAACGCCCUCGAGAGGUUUUGA
Messenger RNA from Penaeus vannamei (Pacific white shrimp), 1020 nucleotides. RefSeq names its product melanocortin receptor 5-like. The record is from RefSeq and is a predicted model, not a curated record. NCBI's taxonomy places the organism in Eukaryota, Metazoa, Arthropoda, Malacostraca, Decapoda, Penaeidae. Gene Ontology annotation, molecular function: G protein-coupled receptor activity. Gene Ontology annotation, cellular component: membrane. Gene Ontology annotation, biological process: G protein-coupled receptor signaling pathway.